AUGUCAACAAAUCAAGCCGAUGUUUCAGAGGCCAUUGAGGCUCCCGAGGUUGCGAUGGAUGAUAGCGUUGACAAGGAGAUUGAAACAAUGAAGAAACGGGUCAAGGAAAUGGAAGAGGAAGCUGCCAAACUAAAAGAAAUGCAGGCUGAAGUAGAAAAGGAAAUGGGUGCUCAAUCUGUCAGUGACAAAGAAGAAGUGGAUUUUCGCUCUGUUUACAUUGGCAAUGUUGACUAUAGUGCCACUCCAGAAGAAAUCCAGGCACACUUUCAAUCUUGUGGUACCAUCAACCGAGUAACCAUUCUGUGCGAUAAAUUUACAGGACACCCUAAAGGAUUUGCAUACCUUGAGUUUGCCGAUGCAGGAUCUGUUGCAAACGCAGUGGUUUUAAGUGAGUCCAUGUUCAAGGGUCGUUUAAUCAAGGUCACAGCUAAGCGUACCAAUGUGCAUGCAUUCUAUUCGCGAGGUCGUCGCGCAUCUCGAGGAUUUCGUGGUGGAUUUCGUGGGAGAGCACCAUACAGGUCUCGCCGAGGAUUCUACUCUCCCUAUUAG
Molecule: messenger RNA, 549 nt
Organism: Batrachochytrium dendrobatidis JAM81
Lineage: Eukaryota; Fungi; Chytridiomycota; Chytridiomycetes; Rhizophydiales
Exons: 6
Coding region: 1-549 (182 amino acids)
Cellular component (GO): cytoplasm
Molecular function (GO): poly(A) binding
Source: RefSeq, a predicted model, not a curated record